AUGGAUUCCCUCAAGCACGCUGCCGACACGGCCGUCAAGGCCGAGAAGAGCUUGGAAAACCGCCUCACGUAUCUCUGGCACGAGAUCGAAGCAUGGCAACAAGACAACCACUACAUCCAAAGCGGAUACCGUCCGGCCUCCAACUCAUAUUUGAAAUCUGCAAAGAGUUUAACUUACUUGCACAAUGAGUCCGUCAACGUCUACUCCCAUUUGCUGGGCGCCAUUGUGGCCAUUGUGGGAAGCUUCCUGCUCUACGACGUCUUGGAGCCGCGAUAUGAGACGGCCACGCACGAGGACGUUGUCAUGUUUGGGUGCUUCUUUGCCGGGGCUACCAUAUGCCUGGGAAUGAGUGCCACCUUCCACCUGUUCAGCAACCAUUCCCCUCUGGUCCAGAGCUUCGGCAACAAGCUGGACUACGUGGGCAUCGUGUUCCUGAUAUGGGGAAGCUUCAUCCCGAGCGUCUACUAUGGGCUCAUGGAGCAUCCGAGUUCGGUCAGAUUCUACUGGAUCAUGAUCACGACGAAUAGUAUUGCCUGUGGAAUUGCAGCCGUGUCCGACAAGUUCCGCACACCGUCUUUCCGUCCCAUCCGCGCUGCCAUGUUCGUGGGCUUAGGACUAUCGGCGGUCUUCCCGGUCAUGAGCGGUCUGAAGCUAUACGGCCUCCACGCCCUGAACGAACGCAUCGCCCUGUCGUGGCUCGUGGUCCAUGGUGCGCUGUACAUAAUAGGCGCUGCGAUCUAUGCUGCCCGAGUGCCCGAGAGGUUCUCGCCCGGGCGAUUCGAUAUUUGGGGGAGUUCUCAUCAGAUCUUCCACGUGCUAGUGCUGUGUGCGGCAGCGACGCAUCUCGUCGGGCUAAUCAAGGCUUUUGACUUUCAGCACAGUCAGCCGUACAUUUUGGAGCGCACGAAGAUGUUGCCCCUGCCGACUCAGUAG
Molecule: messenger RNA, 933 nt
Organism: Aplosporella prunicola CBS 121167
Lineage: Eukaryota; Fungi; Ascomycota; Dothideomycetes; Botryosphaeriales; Aplosporellaceae
Exons: 3
Coding region: 1-933 (310 amino acids)
Cellular component (GO): membrane
Molecular function (GO): signaling receptor activity
Source: RefSeq, a predicted model, not a curated record